AUGUCUUGUGUAGCUUCUUUACAUUUGCAUAUCAUCCUUUAUCCAUUUAUCUUUCUCUCUUCUUUUUAUUUGGAAAAGAGACUAUAUCUUUUUGAUUCCUCUUUUUUGCUCUCCCCCCUAUCUCUUUACUAUCUCUCAGUGUCUCUAUUUUUGCUCACUCUCUUUACGUUCUUUAUCAUUCUUUUCCUUUUCUCCUUUUCACUCCCUUUUCAUGCUUUUUAUUUUCUCUAUUUCUUCUCCCCCUUUCUCUAUCAGAUUCUCUCUUUCUCUCUCUCCCUCUCUCUCUACUUCAUUCAAUUUCUUUCUUUGUUUAACUCUCUUAUAUCUUGGUCUCUUUCUCUUUCUAUCAUUAUUUUUCUCUCCCUGUCUCUUUUGUCUCUUUCUUAUCCGAUUCUCUCUGUGUUUCUCUCUUUAGCAAGCAUUCGCUUCUUCUUGCUCUCUUUCUCUUUCCCCCCAUUCUUCUCUCUUUCACUAUCCACCCCGUUCGUUAUUUCUCUCUCCACCUCCUCGUUUCUCUCUUUAAACCUUCUGCUUCUUUUCCUUUUUAAUUUCUUCGCUUCUCUCUUUCACUUUUUCUCUCCGAAAUGUUUUCUUGCUAUAAUUUUCUUUGUCAUUAAUAACAUGACAUUAGAUUAA
Acanthosepion pharaonis is the source of this 636-nucleotide messenger RNA. Lineage: Eukaryota; Metazoa; Mollusca; Cephalopoda; Sepiida; Sepiidae. The record is from the annotation of a GenBank genome assembly.